Molecule: messenger RNA, 519 nt
Organism: Gongylonema pulchrum
Lineage: Eukaryota; Metazoa; Nematoda; Chromadorea; Rhabditida; Gongylonematidae
Source: the annotation of a GenBank genome assembly
AUGCAGUGUGGACCAGUGGCAGGAAUUGAACCCGGAGACUGGCAUAGUAGACGGACAUUCUGCCACUCCCGACACUGCCAGAAUUCGAUACCGGGACAUCAGCGCUGUAGACACCAAUGCGGAAUCACCAAUGAGGAAUUUUCUGUUAGAAGUUAUAUUGGUCAGUAUGACUGGUCAUUACGGUUAUUGAUGAAACGGUACGGGUACGGAAAUGCUGGUUUGGCCGAAUGGCGUGAGAUAAUUGAGGAAGCGGCAAGCGAACCGCUGGCUGGUGAAUUCUUCGAGAAAUAUUUUACGCAGCCAGGCCUGCCACUUAUACCACCAACAGUUAUUCCGUUAGACGUAGGAAUUGAUGGUCAACCAAGUCGAACAACACUAAUCUUGAUCAACCAAACUCAGACAUUUCCAGUGGUUCACAACGGUCGUCUGGUUGUGUUGGAUCCGGAUGUACGUACCCAUACAGUGAUUGUCUAUGAGGUUAGCUCAGUUUACGUUGUUUUUUUUUUUAAAUUGCAUUAA